CGUCGCAGAGUCUCACUUUCGUGGCCUCGGACUCCCGGACUCACCGCAGCCCAGCAGCAGCGCUCGUCGGCCGUCUCGGAUUCGUGGUCGGAUCGGAAAGUUUCUGCUGCGCCCCCUCGGCCUCGCGCUGCCGCCGGUACCUGCCGCGCGCUUCCCCGUUUGCGGUUUUCGAAUUGGUGACCAACUGAGCUCGGGAGGCGGAUUGUGCUCUUCGGGGCGGGCCGCCCCGUAGGGUUUGCGGUCAGUGUGGUCGGGCUCGGUGUGAUGAUGAUGGAGUACCUGGCCGAAGGGGAGAGGAUGGAUGGCACGUCAGGCCUGCAGAACCUGGGGUCGGAGAGGGAGACGUGGAUUGACGAGGAGGUGGAGGCGCUGCUAGACGUUUGGGGCGAUACGUACAUUCACGUGAAGCGGGAGAAUUUGGGGAAGCGGCAUUGGGAGACGGUGGUGCGCGAGGUGAACGCGCGGCUGACGCACCAGCGGGAGCAGCCGCAGAUGAAGAACAAGAUUGACUCGCUGAAGAAGCGGUAUAAGCGAGAGAAGCUGAGCAAGGGCGAGAGCGACCGGAGUUUGAUCACGUGGAAGUGGUACGAUCGGUGCGACAUGCUGUGGGGGACGCCGAAGCGGGAGAUGUGCGGCAUUGGCAUUGGCCCAGUGGGCGGGGUACACCCGCUCCAGCAUCGCGUGGAGGCCGCCCAUGCCCAUCCGGCGGACGUGAUGCACCACCAGGACAGCGGCCGGUUGGUUCCGUUUGUGGCCGCGAUGCAGCCCGAGGUUAAUGGCGAUCACCAGGGCGUGAACGUGAAGGACGGUGCGGCGUCGAGGAUCGGCGAUUGUCACGAGGAGCAUUGUCCUCCGCGUGCCGAUCAGGCUCCGCCGUCUCCGUGCACCCGUUGCCGCGGCAAUGCGGGUGUGGAGCCCAGCAGAGAGAACGUGAAGCGCAGGAAGCUGGGGACUGGCAUCACGGCUGCGAACCUGGCGAAGAUCGUUCAGGGCUUCGCAGACACGUGCGCUCGCGUGGAACAGGCGAAGAUGGAGAUGAACGUGGCCAUGGAACAGCGGCGGCUGGAGUUUCUGGAGAGGAUGGAGCAGAGACGGCAGGAGAGCGAGGAUAGGCACAGGGAGAGGAAGCUGAAGAUGGAGGAGCGGCGGCUGGAGCUGCAACAGAAGCUGGCGGAUCAGAAGCUGGAGAUGCAGGAGAAGCACAUGGAGAGACGGGAGAAUCUGAAGCUGGAAAUCAUGCGCCUGCGGCUGCAGGCGAUAGGGCAGGGGAACAAGGCGCCCGUGAUGGAGCAGCAGGCGGUACAGACGUGCGAGAAGUUUAGCAGCUCGAACAUCACGACGUGCAUUUGAGUGUCCGGCUGCACGCAUGCGUGUAGAAAUCUUUCAACUCCUCGGUCUCGUGGUACGCUUGUCGAUAUAUAGUGCUAUUUGUGUACAGGAAGGCAGUGCGACGCUUGCAGAUAAGCUCGGGUCAGGAAGUCGCACCGGCCCACCGCAGUGUCCCGUUCCCUUGGACGUGUGUUCCAGCGCCAUCGGGGGGGGGGGGUGGGAGCGAAGACGAGGAGAGGAGCUGUUUGCAGGGUGAAGUUCCUGCACAGGAGCUUGCACAUAUUUGGUGUCGCUUGCCCACGUCGGGGAAGAAGGUGGCGUCGACACUGUGAAAAGCAAGUUUUUUGAGGGGACGUGACGGAGGGCGGUGCGUCGGGGUUGUACUGCUGGCCGAGAAGAUCCUGGUUUGUACGAUCUGUUGCGGAGCUCGUGUCGUGUGGGAUAUUGUAUAUUUGGUCCGUAGUGUAGGAUUAAGCAAGUGCCCUGGCGAGGAAGGACGAGGUUCUUCAGAGUGGAGACAGGACAUGGCAAUUCCUGAGAGGAGGGGUGUUAUGCGAAUUGAGAGUGUGUGUGACGGUGCUUCGAAUCACAUAAUUGUAUCCAUCUUCUAUGUUGCA
Molecule: messenger RNA, 1946 nt
Organism: Physcomitrium patens
Lineage: Eukaryota; Viridiplantae; Streptophyta; Bryopsida; Funariales; Funariaceae
Source: RefSeq, a predicted model, not a curated record